UCUCUCGCGCAUGCGCAAGAGUACGGCGUUGACAAAUUUCAAACUGGACGGCGGGUAGUUGAAACCUAGACAGAAAAAAAAAAAAAAAAAACACAACAAAAAGGUUCAUAGUCAAGAAUUUCACCAAAAGUUUAAGAAAAUGACCAGCACAUUGAAAGGAAUUACUCUCAAGGGAAGCGCCGAGCUGGUGGCCGAGUUCUUCUCCUUUGGCAUCAACAGCAUCCUGUACCAGCGGGGCAUUUAUCCUCCAGAGACGUUCACCAGAGUCACCAACUAUGACAUGAGCCUUCAACUUACCACUGAUCCCAAACUGAAGAACUACCUGACAAAUGUGGUAUCUCAACUCAAAGAGUGGCUGUUUGAGUGCACAGUGCAGAAGUUUGUGUUGGUGAUCACAUGUCUGGAAACCAACGAGGUGCUGGAGAGAUGGCAGUUUGACAUCGAGUGUGACAAAUCAGCCAAGGAGAGCAGUGCUCCCAGAGAGAAGUCCAUUAAGACCAUCCAGGACGAGAUCCGCUCAGUUAUCAGGCAGAUAACAGCCACAGUUACUUUCCUGCCGCUGCUGGAGACGCCGUGUGCAUUUGACCUCCUUGUCUACACAGACAAAGACCUGAUGGUUCCUGAUAAGUGGGAGGAGUCAGGUCCGCAGAUCAUCGACCAAUCAGAGGAGGUUCGUUUACGCUCGUUCACCACCUCCAUCCACAAGGUGAACAGCAUGGUGGCAUACAAGAGGACCGACUCAGCUUAGAUCUCUAAACUGCAGUGUCCCCCUCCCCCUAUGAGCUGUAUAUAGCACCAACCACUGCCCUUAUAGAGAACAGUAGAUUCUACAGUGUCCUGUCCUACCUCACUGUCACAGAGAACCCAGUGUUUUCCUGCCAUCGUUUUCUGAUCUUCACUUUGUCUCCCUUGUCUUUUUGAGAAGGACAUGACAGCAACCUGCUCUGUAUACACUGAUGUAAAUAUUUCUCGUUAGCUGUUAUCUGUCUGUAAGAAACAACUGUCUCUUUUCUUUGGUGGUGCCUUCCCCUUUCUCCCAGAUGGUCAACUCUGUUUUAAAAGCUAGCGGUUUAUAUGUUAAUCUUUUUUAACACGUCAUGAAUAAACGUCUUUCACAAAGGUU
Molecule: messenger RNA, 1123 nt
Organism: Anoplopoma fimbria (sablefish)
Lineage: Eukaryota; Metazoa; Chordata; Actinopteri; Perciformes; Anoplopomatidae
Gene: mad2l1
Product: MAD2 mitotic arrest deficient-like 1 (yeast)
Exons: 5
Coding region: 140-748 (202 amino acids)
Biological process (GO): mitotic spindle assembly checkpoint signaling
Cellular component (GO): nucleoplasm; kinetochore; cytoplasm
Source: RefSeq, a predicted model, not a curated record